GGCGUUCACGCAUACCGGAUCAUCUCCAUCGGCCACUGGAUCCACGGAUGAAACUCCUCCUGGAGGGACGCCCGCACCCCCUGGAUGAUAUGCGCGUAUCCCAUCCCCGCAUGAGCCAGGACGAGCGAAUGUAGACCAGGAACUCCUCCUGGAGGGACGCCCGCGGGCGAAAUACACCAGGCAUAUCAACGCCGCGGACAUGUUAGAUGCGCUGGCAGUUGUCAGCGUCCAACCGGCACAGCACGGCCGUCACGGAUCGCACGCCAACGGUGAAGUGAUCGUCCGCCUGUGCGACGUGCUGCGGCCGGGCGACCAGGUCAUCCUGCCCGUCCUGAGCCAGAUGGAGAGCCGCGAGGGCCAGGAUGAGGUGCAUGAUAGAGGGGAAGGCAAUGCCCCAGCGAGGGAGAUGGUCACCCCAGACGCGGUGCCUGUCCGGACGCUCCUCGGCGAGGGUCUUGUAGGUGGCGGUCACGUAGUUGAUGGUACAGCCUCAGGUCCGCGAACGAGCGGCCGCCUGACGGGCUGUUGCUGUUGCUGUUGCUGUUGCUGUCACUACUGCCAUUACUGGCGGCGAAAUCACACUGGACACCGAUGGAGGCAAUGCAAGGCAAAGAGAGAUGAGAUCAGCUUACUUUGACGCGUCGUUGCUUGCAAUUCCGACAUCCGGCUCGGGACUUGGUAUGGGAUUGGCGGGAGCGAAUCUGCAUGGUAUGGAGAGGAGGGGGAGAGAGGAGGAGAGAUGAAGAGAGAGGAAGAGAGAGGAAGAAAGAGGAAGAAAGAGAAAGGUUGG
This is a messenger RNA of Aspergillus heteromorphus CBS 117.55, 790 nucleotides long. RefSeq lists its product as uncharacterized. The transcript has a single exon. NCBI's taxonomy places the organism in Eukaryota, Fungi, Ascomycota, Eurotiomycetes, Eurotiales, Aspergillaceae. The coding region runs from base 200 to 637 and encodes 145 amino acids. The record is from RefSeq and is a predicted model, not a curated record.